Suillus subalutaceus is the source of this 525-nucleotide messenger RNA. RefSeq lists its product as uncharacterized. The transcript has 5 exons. Lineage: Eukaryota; Fungi; Basidiomycota; Agaricomycetes; Boletales; Suillaceae. The record is from RefSeq and is a predicted model, not a curated record. The coding region runs from base 1 to 525 and encodes 174 amino acids.
AUGAUGGAACUAUGCAAGGUGGAACUGUUGCUGGCCAAGUUUCAGCGGCUAGCCGCUCAGGAAUAUGCUCACAGAUCUGGUUCCGGACUGCUGUUGAAAAAUCGGACGUGCUGCCGCCUCUUAAGCCCAAGCAGGCUUAUAGUGGUUUUGUCAUGGAAAGAAGGACAGCCAUUCUUCUGCAGUUUAGGCUUAUGGGGCAAACCUGAUGAGUUAGCAAAGCAAGCUUUAACGGAUUUCGACCUGAUGACUUUGUUUCGCCAAUCGCCCACAACAAGCGAUUCUGACAUUUCCCAACUCAACACCGCUUCCAUCGCCCGCGAAGUCCUUAACAAAAUACACUUCCUGAUCCAUGACAGCCCCACAGGCCAAUCGACCCCUAGUAUUUCCAAAUCAUUCCAUGUUGGAUGCCUUCAAAUUACAAUGAUGAUCUAUGUUGUCAUCACAGAAGGGCCUGUACCUCUACUAUUUAUGACAUUCCUAACCAUUGUGAAGAUGGUGUCCACCGUAUUUGUCGUACUGGAGUAA